This is a messenger RNA of Knipowitschia caucasica, 402 nucleotides long. The record is from the annotation of a GenBank genome assembly. Lineage: Eukaryota; Metazoa; Chordata; Actinopteri; Gobiiformes; Gobiidae.
AUGACUGAUGAGUCUGUCUCAUCAGGCUGUAACCUGCUACUUAAACUGCUGCGUAACCUGCUGCGUAACCUGCUGUGUACCCUGUUGUGUAACCUGCUGCGUAACCUGCUGUGUAACCUGCUGUGUAACCUGCUGUGUAACCUGCUGUGUAACCUGCUGUGUACCCUGUUGUGUAACCUGCUGCGUAAUCUGCUGCGUAACCUGCUGCGUAACCUGCUGCGUAACCUGCUGCGUAACCUGCUGCGUAACCUGCUGUGUAACCUGCUGUGUAACCUGCUGUGUAACCUGCUGCGUAACCUGCUGCGUAACCUGCUGCGUAACCUGCUGCGUAACCUGCUGCGUAACCUGCUGCGUAACCUGCUGCGUAACCUGCUGCGUAACCUGCUGCGUAACCUGCUGUAA